AUGCUAGAAGAAUGUAUAGGAAGAACCAGCAGUAAGAAGAUGUACAUUAAUUUCAUCCUUAGAUUCACUGUCUUAAGUUGGAGCUGGAUGUGGAAGGUUUCAGAGAUGAGUCAUUUGUCAUGGUUAGAGACAGAGGCAAGGAUGGAAGUUUUGUCAAAAUCAAAUGUAUGGUUUAGGGAGAGAGAAUGUUCGGAUAACUUGGAGGCAGUAAAAUUACAAGAGGAUACAGACUAUCUAUGUUGGGUGAUGCGGUCCUUUAGAAGAUUUUUCACCAAUAUAGGAUGGAAAACAAUUAGCGGUAGAACAUGGGAUACGGUAAACGAUAUGAGAGUGGUGUGAAAGAGGAACAGGAUCUUUUAGGGAAGUGUAUAAAUUGGAAAGCGUGUUGUGAAAUUCAAUUCAAAAUAAUAUUUUUCAUAAUGUGCUUAAUCUACACCUCUAAUCAUAUGUUUCUGGCCUCAACAGCUUCCUUAAUUUGUCUUUUGGCACAAUUUACAGGCUAAUAGCACAAAUAAGUUCUGAUAUUAA
Messenger RNA from Nezara viridula (southern green stink bug), 528 nucleotides. The record is from the annotation of a GenBank genome assembly. NCBI's taxonomy places the organism in Eukaryota, Metazoa, Arthropoda, Insecta, Hemiptera, Pentatomidae.